UUCUCCCUCCCUCUUCCACCAGCUGUCACUAAUCCCGAGAGGCCUGCUGAUGCCCUUCCUCCUCUGAGCCCCCACCCCACCUCUGUGGGGCUCACUCUCACAUACGUCUUACUCACCUCUCUCUCUCUCUCACUUCUCAUAUCUGUCAGUGGCUCAGACACAAAGCUAGACAUGUCCUGGACGCAUGCAGCCCUUCUCGUCCUCCUCACUGUGCUCCUUGCACUUUCCUUGUCUCAAGAGGCAGAUGCUGCAGCUGUGCCUGAUGGGAAGGACAGCGUUAAGGAUCCACGAGGGACGCUGAGGAGGAUCUUCAUGCAAGAGGCUGAUGCCUCUAACUUCUUUAGGCGUCGCAGCAGAAGGGGUGUGAAGUCUCAGGAUGAGCUUGACGCCGAGCAGAGGCAGGUUCGGGCUGCGGAUGAAAGGAAGAGAGAGUUCCAUGAGGAGAAGAGGAAUGAGUUUGAGAGCUACGCUGAAGAGGAGCACGAUGAACAAAAUGAGAGGACCAGGGAGAGCACCGAGCAGUGGAGGGAGUUCCACUACGACGGGAUGCAUCCACCCUACGAGUACAACCGGCAGUCCAUCUGAGACCUGAAGCGACUGACAGAGAGAGCACCGAGCACCUCUACCUAUACAACGUUUUCCAUCACAGAUAUCGCCUACAGACUGUGCUCUUAAAAAGUCCAGCUUUGUAUACAUUUUUAAAAAAUAGAUAUGCUUUUGUAACAUUUGCAUUAACAGAUAUUUUGCAUGUGCACAGUGCUUUGAAUUAGAACAUGCAUUGUUUUGUUUGUUUGUUUUUACAAACAAGUGUGACAUAUCUGCUUUAUUUUCACUCACUUGUGAUACCGCACCUUCUGGCAAGCCUCCUAUAAGACAAUUUCUGAUGAAAUCACUUUAGAAGUCUAUAUUUUGUAGCAAUAUUCACUAUAAGCUGUGUGUAGAAAAAUGAUUCUUGAAUCUGGGUUGAUCUGCAAUAUGACUUAUCUUUUCAAGAUUCAAGCAAACAAACCUCUUCGUAACACAAAUCAGAGCUUUUUUUUUUUUUUUAACUUGAGUACAUUUCUGCAACAAUAAAUAAUAUAUGCAUACGGGGAUUCUUUUCCAU
This is a messenger RNA of Myripristis murdjan (pinecone soldierfish), 1105 nucleotides long. It is a transcript of the gene ucmab, whose product is annotated as upper zone of growth plate and cartilage matrix associated b. Gene Ontology annotation, biological process: embryonic skeletal system development; regulation of osteoblast differentiation. The coding region runs from base 172 to 585 and encodes 137 amino acids. Gene Ontology annotation, cellular component: extracellular matrix. The transcript has 5 exons. Lineage: Eukaryota; Metazoa; Chordata; Actinopteri; Holocentriformes; Holocentridae. The record is from RefSeq and is a predicted model, not a curated record.